AUGGAGCUGCAACGCAUGUCCAACCAACAACUCGUGCAACUGUACGACAGCGCGUCGGCCAACAAUGAUAGCAUCACAUGCGAUGACAUCAUCAUGCAUGCCAUGGAGCACGAUCUCGCACCCAUCAUCGACCACGUACAAUCAUCUGGAUACAUCCUCACCGCGUACCACCAUGGAAUCAAGGCGAUCCGACAGGGGAAGCCCAAAAUUCGCAGCGAUUGA
Molecule: messenger RNA, 222 nt
Organism: Acanthamoeba castellanii str. Neff
Lineage: Eukaryota; Discosea; Longamoebia; Acanthamoebidae
Exons: 1
Coding region: 1-222 (73 amino acids)
Source: RefSeq, a predicted model, not a curated record